UGAGAUAGAGGCAUCAACUUGUAUCACAAGACUAAACUGAACUCUGAAUCUGUCCUCUGCUCUCUACCUGCCUCCUCCAUCUCCUUCUUCUCUGUUCUUCCUGUUCUAUCGCCAAGCCUCCUCGGAUCCGGUAGUGCAAACAUAUUAGUAUCAGAGACUUUGAUCUGGAGCCACACCAAAUUACCCACAACCACUUUACUCGCUUCCGCAAGACUAGAGGUGCCAUGGAUCCCCAGUUGAAGCUCAUCAUGGACGAACUCAAGACGCUCACUGCUUCGGUCACUGAUCUGAAGCUCUCGGUUGAGGACUGCAUCGACGGGGUGGAGCGUUCUCUCGGCGACCGCUUCAGCGUCCUGGAAGGCGCCGCAAGUGAAUUUGGGGACUGGAAGCCCCGAAUUGAGUCUUUCAUGGAGGAUCUGCGCGUGGAGGUGGGCGCUCUCCGCAAGACGGUGAAUCGGGUGGUGCUCGAUUCCCAUCUCCCACUACUCCGGGCAUCCUUCCUACGCCCGGGUCGGGCGCUACUCCUACGCUUGCUGGCAAGCCGGGCGACGACCCUGAUGGGCACCGUUCGUCAUCAAGUUCCUGGGAGCCUGUGUUUGGGUCGGUGCUCACCCUUACGCACCUCCCGGUCACGGGAGGAGGUGCUGGAACCCAUGAAGGACUUUCGUAAGCCCGAGUUCUUUUCUUCCGGUCGGGCUGCGGUCAAGGCGCCACUGCCCCUACCUCUGCCGCCCAAGGUGGACAAGGGGGGUACCCCUUCUCAUGUUGCUGAUCAUUGUGCCGCGGAUGCUUUUCGGCCACGACCCUUUGAGGACAAGUUGUCGGCUCUAUGUGCUUAUCACCGUGCUCGUGGGUUGUGUGAGAAAUGCGUAGAGAAGUGGAGCAGGGAUCCUCGAUGUUCAGAACCUCACCCGCAUGUUCUGCAGGAGCUAUGGGAUUUGUGUCAAUUGGAUGAUCCUGCUGAAGGGACUUCUUCUCCGGAUGAUUCGGUUUCUGCUGAUCAGCUUAUGUCUUAUUGGUGGCAGCGGUUCAAGGUGCCUGAUGGGGGAGUCCUACACUGCGACUCUUAUUUUUCUGCUCUGCAGUGGACUACUAAUGGGUGUUCUUUCCAUUCCGAGGCAAAAGUGUUGCCACUGGCACACUAUGAUAUGAUUGUUGGGAUGGACUGGUUGGAGUCCUUCAGUCCCAUGAAAGUGGAUUGGAAACAAAAGUGGUUGCUUAUACCGUAUCAAGGUUCUACUGCACUUUUGCAGGGUAUUCAGUCCAGUAUACCUGAGUUCUCAGUGGUCAAGAUAUGUGUUGUGCUCUUAGUGGAUGGCAAGGCUGUGCAGUUGGAGGUGCCCCCUAACUUACAUGCUCUUUUAGAGGAGUUCUCUGCUGUUUUUCAACCUCCUCUUGGUCUGCCACCUACCAGAGCUUGUGACCAUUCUAUUCCCUUAGUUCCUGGUGCUACUCCAGUUAAUUUCAGACUCUAUAGGUACCCCCUGCUAUUAAGGAUGAAAUUGAGAAACAAGUUGCUGGGAUGUUGCAAGCUAGUAUCAUUCAGCAUAGUCUCAGUCCCUUUUCUUCUUUAGUUUUGUUAGUCAAGAAGAAGGAUCAGACCUGGAGAUUUUGUGUGGACUUCAGGUAUCUUAAUGCUAUCACCGUCAAGUGCAAAUAUCCUAUUCCUAUUAUAGAUGAGUUCCUGGAUGAGUUGUCACAGGCCAGUUGGUUUACUUCCUUGGACCUCACUGCUGGUUUUCAUCAAGUAAGGUUGAAAGCUGGUGAGGAAUUCAAAACAGCUUUUCAAACCCAUUUUGGACAUUAUGAGUUCAAGGUUAUGGCAUUUGGUUUAUCUGGUGGUCCUGCUACCUUUCAGAAAGCAA
This is a messenger RNA of Panicum virgatum (switchgrass), 1865 nucleotides long. RefSeq lists its product as uncharacterized. Lineage: Eukaryota; Viridiplantae; Streptophyta; Magnoliopsida; Poales; Poaceae. The record is from RefSeq and is a predicted model, not a curated record. Bases 225 to 1574 code for a protein of 449 amino acids. The transcript is spliced from 3 exons.